Messenger RNA from Bactrocera oleae (olive fruit fly), 2545 nucleotides. Its product is annotated as WD repeat-containing protein 43. Gene Ontology annotation, molecular function: protein binding. The record is from RefSeq and is a predicted model, not a curated record. Lineage: Eukaryota; Metazoa; Arthropoda; Insecta; Diptera; Tephritidae. Gene Ontology annotation, cellular component: nucleolus. Gene Ontology annotation, biological process: maturation of SSU-rRNA from tricistronic rRNA transcript (SSU-rRNA, 5.8S rRNA, LSU-rRNA).
GUCAAAUAAUAUAAAUCACAACUUUCAGAAUGUUUGUAAUGUGCUAACAGGUUAAGAAUUUAGCUUUGUGAAUAACUAACUAACAAUUUUAUUCUAAAAGUUGCAUUAAAAGGUUGUAUACGUUUCAAUUUGUAAAAAUCACAUCCCAAUACUCGAUGUUGCGCUCAUGUUGAAUAGUUGCAAAGAUAUGGUGACUUUUCAAAUGCGGCCAGAUCUUAGAAAACAUAGUUAUAUUUUUCAUUAAUAUCUAAGUAAAAAACCUAUUGGUAUUGGUAUUGUAUAAAAAUUAUACAUUGAUGUGUGAAUAUUGGUUAAGUUUUUGGACUGAAAUUCGUACAUUCUAUAAAAUUGUUUCAUUGCUGUUUGCGUACAGACUAAUAACAGAGAACGUAGAAUAUAUUCUCAAUCUAUUUACUCAAUAAAGUGGCAACUUACGUUCGCGAUGGCAUUAGGACAACAGCACGUGUUAAGCUUUUCGCCUAAUGGCAAAUUAUUUGCUCUCAUCAACGACCAAGGUAUUCUGAGGAUAUGGGACACAGAAACCAACGAACUAAAGCAGGAUUACACACCCAAUCUACAGUUAUCGGGCCCUUGUACUGCACUCACAUGGGUUAUAACAAAUUCUUCAGCCAGACAUUCUGCUGAAGGGAAAAAGUCGAAGAAAGCUCGCAAAUCACACAAUGGUCCAAACCAUGACACAGAAAUAAUUUACUUGGCGCUGGGUACAAGCAAUGGACACAUCUCUCUUUAUUCUUACGCUUUAGCCAAGAUCGAGCGAAACCUUAAAGGCGAAGGACACAGAGGAAAAGUUACAUGCCUUACUAAAGAUACUGAAGGUCACUUAUAUAGUAGUGGGGAAGAUUGCCAGAUAAUAAAAUGGUCAAUAUCUGAAGAAAAGCAGCUCUCAUCUUGGUCAGUGGGGCCGGAAAAGCCGUAUAGCAUUGUUUAUUUGGAAAUAUCAAAUAACUUGGUAGUUGGAGGUCGUCAAAUUAAAGUUUAUUCAGUUGCCACGCAGGAGGUAGUACAAACAUUUACCGGCCACACAUCCGACAUAAAUUUGAUGAAUUCGUUGGUAAUAGAUGAGAGUAGUGAAUACGUCGUAAGCACAUCACGAAUGGAGCGUAUAAUAUGUAUAUGGAAAAUUGGGAAAAAAGGUCGUAACAAAAGUGCUAGUUCUACUUUGAUUAUGGAGGACGUAGCACACUGUCUUACUUGUCAAGUAGAUAUUGAUGGCAAUGUGAGAGUUGCGAGUGUGACACGCAGUGGUGUGAUUCAUAUGUACCUUAUUGCAGUAGAAAACAUUAAACCAGAAAAACCAAUAAAACCGAAGCUGACCAUAGAAGUUGCGUCAGAUAGUGCAACAGUAAUUGCGCCAAUACCAGCUGUUUCAGUAUCACUUCAGCAUAGUAGACGCACGCAAGAAUUAAUUUUCGGUUACGGAAACAAAAGCUUUUUAGUUUUCGAACAUUUAACCCCGAAUUUCACUGAAAAAUUGCAAGUUCUCAUACGCACCGACCCAAAAACGCUAUACUUGAUGCGUGGGAAACUGUCAAAAAAAGACGGAAAAGCUGGUGACGCAAAAAAAACAGUUACUCCAAUCGUCAAUGAUGCCGACGUGGAAUACACAUCUUCAGCUACAGUUCCAAAGAAGAAAUUAAAAUCCGUAGAAAUGCCGAUGGAGUCCCGACUACAAAAUUUGAAUUUAAAUGCUGUUGCUGGCAGUGGAGCACCCCAAGCUCAAAGCAAAGUUCAGUUGUUGGUGCAGGCCUUACACAGCAAAGAUAAUGUUCUUCUACGUUCUGUAUUGCACACGCAUGAUAUUAAAACUAUUCAACUGACCCUCCACAAACUACCUGUGCAAUACGUAGGGCAGUUGGUCAAUGAAUUAACUCAGUUUAUGCAGCAAAAACGUAUGAAUGUCGAGUAUGCAGUUGAUUGGCUUAAAGUUCUUGUUCAGACGCAUUCCAGUCAACUAAUGGCUUUGGGAUCUGAAGAUCUACUAAAUAAAUUCGGUCCAUGCAUUGGUUUAAUAGAACAUCGCGUGAAUUGUCUGAAGGAGUUAUCAAAGGUCGCUGGACGUCUGGAUUUGUUGAUUAAUCAAAUAAAACGCAACACCAAUGAGGAUAACUUAAACAAUUCAAAUGUGUUAGUCUAUGAGGACAAUGGUUCUUCAGACUCUGAAAUGGAAGAUACAGGCGAAAAGAGUGCCUCCGAUGAUGAAUGGGAUGAGGAUAUUGAAGAGGACAUUGAAAACAUGGACCAAGGCGAUGAAGAUAAUGAUGAAAGUGACGCUGACGAUGCAGAAGAAAUGGAAACUUGAUCGUAAUGUUUCUCUCAAAAGUUCUUAGACAGCAUAUGUAUGUUUAUUAUAUAAGUAAAAAUGAAAUAUUUUUAGCAUUUUAUUUAGUUUCCUUUGAACCUUUGGAAGCACUGCUAAUUUUUAUACUUUCUAUAGGUAAAGUUUGUUGAACUCAGAUCUAAAACGGUUUAAACUGCGAACAAAUGAAAUAUACAGCGAAAAAUUGUAUUUCCAGCUAACAUCAAA